CGUCAGUGCGCAGCCCCGCCGCAGGAGACGUCAUGAGCGUCUUACUACCCAACAUGGCGGACUUUGAUACCAUUUAUGAGUUGGAAGACGAAGAGGAUGAGCACGUAGUGAGUGAAGAACACUUGCCCAGAUAUUGUCCGGAGCCCGUGGUGAUGCGAGGGGCCGGGCACAUCACAGUGUUUGGACUGAGCAACAGAUUUGACACAGAAUUUCCCUCUGUUCUUACGGGAAAGGUAGCACCAGAGGAAUUCAAAACCAGCAUCAGCAGGGUGAACGCUUGUUUGAAGAAGAACUUGCCUGUGAAUGUGAAGUGGCUUCUCUGCGGCUGCCUGUGCUGUUGCUGUACAGUAGGCUGCAGUCUAUGGCCUGUUAUCUGCCUCAACAAGAGAACAAGACGAUCUAUUCACAAGUUGUUAGAGUGGGAAAAUAACCGAUUAUACCACAAGCUGGGGCUGCACUGGAAACUCAGUAAAAGAAAAUGUGAAAGCAGUAAUAUGAUGGAAUAUGUGAUUCUUAUAGAAUUCUUACCCAAAUAUCCUAUAUUCCGACCGGACUGAAGAGGCUGUUCAAAGACUGGAUGUGUGGCCCUUGAAUCUUAUCCUUAGUGCCUUGUAUAUACAGUAUGUUGGAAUGAGGGUUCUGCACCGUUGUCUCUCGUGACGACCCAUGUUCAUCCCCCAGUACCUUGUACAUUAGAAUUUGCAACACUGUCACUUUGCUUUAGAGCAGAUUUUGCACAUUUUUCCCGACAGAACUAGACAUGUCCCCUUUGUUGCACUCGGAUGUGUUUUUUGUUACAUGUGACAAACAAGUGAAACUCUCCAAAAGUGCAUUUACCCCAAAGAACCAUCAAUUUAUCCCAUAUAUAUCAUAUCAGUAAUCCCUUGCAAAGAAUGUGAUGCCUCCACCUUCCUUAACUAUCCUUGCCUUAUGUAUGAUUUUAGUUUUUUAAAUAACUCUACAUGUAAGAGUUUGGAGGAAGGCACUGGGUCAAUCAACACGUCUGUAGAUUCAAAUGCUGUUUGUUGGGUUUGAAUCCAGUUCUUUGCAAGUAGAUGGGAUGGUUGAAAUUGCCUAACGUACAGUGUACGUCAUCACCCUGUGUUCUCUCUUUACAUUUGACCCUCUGUAUACGGGACAUAGCUAGUAAAAAUAACUUGACCUGUAAAUACCAUGUUAGGAUAAGCUGUACAGUGGCAUACCAUUGUUUACAUAAAGUUACUUAGCUCUUUAGUUUUUCUUUUUUGCCAAUAUAUUGCUGUACCAUAGUUUAAAUGAAUGAAAUAUGUUUAUGUACCUUUCUAGUUUAUAUGGACCUGUUUACCUUGUAAGCCAUAUAGUUACAAUGUACCUGAUGCCAGAGUUUAGGACUGUUUAUUGCACUCGAGCCCAGUAGAAAAUCUGAAUUUCAGACGAUAAUGCAUCCUGAAGAUUCAUCCACAGCCGUGCAUGUUACCAUGUGGUUUUGCCAAUAAAGAUGACAUUCAACGAGCCGUCAUCCAAUAAAACUGGAGAUGGUUGCAUCUCUUAUGUGCAGCUAGAAGAUAAUGAUUUUAAACUUAGCUCCUCCACUCAUCUAUUAAAAAAAAAAGAAAAUCAUUUAAUCUCAAUUUUGCAUUAAUUUUUUAUAGUUUUGUACUCUUCCCUGUGUUUGCUCCUUCGACGUGUUAGGAAACACGUACAUCUACAGUUCAUGGUGUAUCGAGCAGAUGGUUCUUUUGUUUCAGUCAUUAUGUCCAGUGUUGGUAUUAUUUUCCUGAAUCUUAGUCAAGGGAUUGCUGCAUUGCGUUGUAUUAGUGUGCCUCUGGAAUAGUUGGUGAACCACAGAGAAGACGGGUUGAAAUCUGUUCUCUUGUACAAAGGAGAUUUUAAAUCCUCCUCGCAGUAUUGUCCCUGUUACAAUUCUUGUAAAUGUUUGUCAUGACCUAAUCCUUACGGAGAGAGAAAAUAAAUGGUUGAUUUUGA
Cottoperca gobio is the source of this 1965-nucleotide messenger RNA. RefSeq names its product cysteine-rich hydrophobic domain 1 (gene chic1). The coding region runs from base 33 to 557 and encodes 174 amino acids. The record is from RefSeq and is a predicted model, not a curated record. NCBI's taxonomy places the organism in Eukaryota, Metazoa, Chordata, Actinopteri, Perciformes, Bovichtidae. The transcript is spliced from 6 exons.